This is a messenger RNA of Thalassophryne amazonica, 970 nucleotides long. RefSeq lists its product as uncharacterized. Bases 122 to 970 code for a protein of 282 amino acids. Lineage: Eukaryota; Metazoa; Chordata; Actinopteri; Batrachoidiformes; Batrachoididae. The record is from RefSeq and is a predicted model, not a curated record. The transcript is spliced from 3 exons.
UGUCACCACUAUGAUACAGUUUGAAUAUUAAAUAUAUGUGUAAUAUAUUAUUGUUUUAUUUUAAGGUGGCUGGAAUAACAACCCUACUGCCAGCCAAUUCAAGUACAUUUUCCGAAAGCUGAUGGCCCGGUGUGGGGUUGUUAAACCAAGCAGCAAAGGGAAUGUGACAGUACAGGAUGACAUAGAGACCGUACCAGCUGUAGCAAUGUCCUCUGCAGCCCCGUCCUACCACAUCGACAUAUCUACAAGCCUCUCAGCUGUGGAUAUGUCCUCUGCAGAAGAAGAAGAAAAUCUUCUAUCCCCCUUUGCUGACAUUCCUGCCCUGAUACAUGACCACAGCUACCUUCCCACCCGCUUCGAUGGUCUUGUGGACAACGCUCUUGUGUACAUUUCAGGAUUUGUUGUGCGACGGACUUUAAUAAAGUUGUCCUGUGAUGUCUGCCGUGCCAGCCUGGUGACAGACGCUGCACCUGCCAGUGAGGACAAGAGCUACCACCUACUGACUCUAAGAAACAGAGGGGGCUUGGUGAUUCCGUCUCAAGGCACAGUGAGGGUCAUCAGGGAAGCAGAGUGGGUCAUUCGCCAGUCAUCAGCAGAUUCCAGACAAUCACAGCCCAUCAAACUGCUAGAUGUUGUCUACAUUGUACGAAAGAGGAUAGGUUCAGAUGAUGUGUUUUUGCUCAGGGAGCACAUCAGUGACACACAGUAUGGAAUUGAGAAUCAUCAUCAUAUGCUGCUGUCAUUGAUUGUAUCUGUGUUUUUUAAGCUAAGACUACAUCACAUUGCAAAAAUCACUACUCUGAAAUUACAGAGUGGCAACAUGAGACAGAAGCUGAUUAAAACACCCAGCGACAAACUGGCCAUUGUCCAGGGCAGGGAUCUCCAACAAGUAGCUCGGGAGCUACCAGUAGCUCGCCAGUCCCUUUUUGUUAGCUCACCAAAGACUUUCCACAUUUUUACAUACACUUGA